AUAUUCACAUUUAAACGUUAACCACCCGAAAUGGCAACCCAGACACCAGAAAAUAUGAAGCACCCGUAUUACCCACUGGAUUUGGAAUUGCCCCAUUAUGUACCUAACGAAAACGAUAUAUUUUUGGUUCCGAUAACGUUUUUCGGCCUGGUGGUUGGCCUGGCGUUAGUGGUGUGGGUUUAUUCAGGGAAGCAGACAUGGAGGUUCUCUUUGGGAGAUCGUGUGAAGGUUUGCUGGUUCACGAUGUGCGCUGUCAUUCACACGGUUCUGGAGGGCUAUUUCAGUAUUUAUCAUGCCACCAUAGCCGGGAGACAAUCCUACCUCGCUCAGAUAUGGAAAGAGUAUGGUAAAGGUGACAGCAGGUAUAUGAGCUCUGACAAUUUUACUGUGUGCAUGGAGAGUAUAACAGCAGUGAUCGAUGGACCACUGUGCUUCCUGACUAUCAUUGCUUUCUUCAGAAGAAGCUCUUAUCGUUACCCAUUGCAGCUAAUAGUGUCCAUAUGUCAACUGUACGGAUGCAUCCUCUACUUCAUGACUGAGGUUAGAGAUGACUUCAGCCACAGUGAAAAAUGGAGUCUACAGUAUUUUUGGUUUUAUUUUGUGUUCAUGAAUAUGUUGUGGAUAGUGAUCCCGCUGUAUCUUGUGUUUCAAGCUGUGGCUGAAAUAAGUAAAGUCCAGGAGGCCAAUGACAAACAUUCUUCUAAUGCUCAGGGAUACAAGAAACAUUGCUGAAAGGACCAUAAAGUCAUGGAAACUAAGAGGAAUAAUAAUAUUAUAAACACUUGUAUAUAUGGUGGCUGUUAUACAUGUUGUCAAGAAAUGUCAAAAUUUUGGUACUUAAAUAAUCUCAUAUUACUCCUUGCUGGAUGAAAAUGUAUCUUAAACUACAUAAAGGGUACAAGCAACUUCUUUUAUUCCACUUUAUUGUGUGAUAAAUCAGUAGCAAUGUAGCCUACAUUUGAAAAGGUAAAAACAUUCAAAGUUAACAUUUUUGAAUUCAAAAUAUCUGAAGAUCGAUGGUUUGAUGACUGUGUUUUGAAUAUGUAAUUCUUAUUGAGUGCAUUACUUCUUAAUUUAAUAUUUUGUAAAAUUAACAUAUACAUAUUUAAUAUUCCUCUGUUCUUGUCUUGUAUAAAAUUCUGAAAGUUUUAAUACUGAUACAACAUGCCUCAAUUUUAUUUUUAUUCAAUUUUAGCCAGAUGAGUCUUUAAAACUUUAUUUUAAAAAUGCAUUUAUCAUGUGUGGGAGUCAAUCAAAAAAGAUAUAUUUGUACGCGCGUAAGGUAUGAUUUUACACGUUCCAUACCGGCAUGAAAACAGGAAAAAUCACUUUUUUUUUACGAUGACAUAGCCUAAAUUUUAAUAGCUAUGAAGUUAGUUAAGCAAAAACUAAACUUUUAAGGAGCAGACAGAUGCAUUUAAUUUGUAUUUAAAUGUAGUAAAAUAUGCUUUAAGAAACAGUUUUAAAUUUAUAUUUAGCUUAUAGACACAGAUAUUGAAAUAUUUUGCUGGUGUUUUACAUAAAGAAGAUUUCAGCACCAAUUUUAUGCUGGUUUUAAUGAUGUGUAAUUUUUGUAUUUUUUUCUUUUAUUUUAUUUUUUCAUUUCACUGUAUUAUAUGUGUGAUUGUGUGCGUGGUUUGCAAUUUUAAGUUUUUAAUUGACUGGUUGUAAACUCUGCUUAUCUGAAAGAGAUUUGUGUCAUUAUAGUGUAAGAAUCAUGUUGCAUGAGAUAUGAUACAGUUGUGAUAGGCAGAUUUGCCAACAUCCAUGCGUAUUUCCCCACCUCUUUAGACACUUAUGUGUUUAACACUUAUAUUUUUGGUUAGAUAUGGGUUUAGACUUAACAUCAUAUUUUACUCGGUGAUUCAUAACUGUAGGACCAGAUGAUUUUUAAUCUCACUUGAUUCCACGGGAGUAUACAGUGGACGAUCAAAUUAUUUUAAAGCUGUCACACAUCAAUCACCCAGAAUAUUUUUCAAUACUUCUUAUCUACUUCUUUAUCUGUGAUUACUUUUGAAUAGUGCAUGUUUAUCACCAGUAUUGUAAGCUUUUGAUUCAUACUUAAUGAUCUUAGUAUACACCUUUACACAAUCCCAUGGCUCUUAGUUUGAAACAGAACCAUAAUUGGACGAGGGGCCUCCGUGGCUCAGUCGGUUAAAGCGCUAGCGCAGCGUAAUGACCCAGGAGUCUCUCACCAAUGCGGUCGCUCUGAGUUCAAGUCCAGCUCAUGCUGGCGGCCGUACGUGAGAAGGCCUGGCAGCAACCUGCGGAUGGUCGUGGGUUUCCCCCGGGCUCUGCCCGGUUUCCACCCACCAUAAUGCUGGCCGCCGUCGUAUAAGUGAAAUAUUCUUGAGUACGGCGUAAAACAACAAUCAAUCAAUCAUAAUUGGACGUGGAGCCAGUUAGCCUCGGGUCACUAGUAUUAAGUCUGGGACUGUGGCAAUGAGUUCUUUAAAAAAAAUGAAAAAAAAAAAAAAAAAAAAGAAAAUUCGAAUGUAGAAGUAAUGUUGUUUUCUGACUAUUGUAUUAACAUGUAAAAUUUUAAGGUGUAUUGCGGUUUUUAGCAGAUCUACACACACAUACUCGUGUGGCAUGAUCAUAAAUUGUCUCCCUACAGAUAUUGUGCAAUUCUCAUACAAAGCAAGGCAAAAAUGUAUGUACAAGGAAUAGUUAUGUAAACCAUGUGGAUUGUCAUGGGUUUUCCGUGGGCUCUGCUCAGUUUCCUCCCACCAUAAUGCUGGCAUCAGUAAGUGAAAGUAUAAGUGAAAUAUUUGUAAGUACGACAUAAUGCCACAGUCAAACACAUAGUCAUGUAGCUGAAUACUCGUACAUUAAUAUUAAAAUGCCUUAUACACUAUGUGUUGAUACAAACCAGUAGAUGGUUUACCAUAUAAAUUGAUGGUUGAAGCCUUCAUAAAGAAAAUCUGUCCUUUAUUUUUAUAACAACACACAGCCUUCACGAUGAAGGCAAACAUAUAUAUGUAAUGUGUCUGAGUCUGAUUAAAAUCACACCUGAUACUGACUUGUUUAGAAAUAAUAGGUGUAUGUUUUUUGGCAGUCUUGAAAGGUUAGCUCUUGAUAUGCCCUUCGCAGUACAAUGCUAUGUUGUCAUGUCGACGGUUAUCUGGCAAGGGGAUUAUAACAGAUGUUAGUUGUCAGCUGUAAAUCUAGUUAUAUUUGAAAUUUUACAUUCUCACAUCAUUGGAUGUCUGAAAAAUAUCUAGAUGAGACUGAUUUUAAUGGUGGUAUGUGUGUCUGUGAUAUGUAUUCUACUAUUGUAUUUGAAAGAAAGAGU
This is a messenger RNA of Liolophura sinensis, 3295 nucleotides long. Its product is annotated as 3-beta-hydroxysteroid-Delta(8),Delta(7)-isomerase-like. Gene Ontology annotation, molecular function: C-8 sterol isomerase activity; steroid Delta-isomerase activity; cholestenol delta-isomerase activity. Gene Ontology annotation, biological process: cholesterol biosynthetic process. The record is from RefSeq and is a predicted model, not a curated record. Bases 31 to 732 code for a protein of 233 amino acids. NCBI's taxonomy places the organism in Eukaryota, Metazoa, Mollusca, Polyplacophora, Chitonida, Chitonidae. The transcript has 3 exons. Gene Ontology annotation, cellular component: endoplasmic reticulum; membrane.